Messenger RNA from Megalops cyprinoides (Indo-Pacific tarpon), 3557 nucleotides. Its product is annotated as WD repeat-containing protein 44-like. The transcript has 20 exons. The record is from RefSeq and is a predicted model, not a curated record. Lineage: Eukaryota; Metazoa; Chordata; Actinopteri; Elopiformes; Megalopidae. Gene Ontology annotation, molecular function: protein binding. The coding region runs from base 415 to 3072 and encodes 885 amino acids.
CGCAGGGGAAGCCAAUUGCUCCUCUUCGUCUCUUUCUGUCCGUCUCAAUACGAUGUAAAACUGAGACAAUACAAAUGUCUCUGCAUCGUUGACGUGACAGCUGAUAGUUAGAGACAGUCAAAAUGGCAGCGUUUGUGGGUUCUGUCUUGCCUUCGUAAGGUCUCGACUGCAGGUAGUACAGAUAGCUAGCUAGUUAGCGAACGUUGGCAAGGAUCUCCCAACCUUUUGGUUGAUGACUUACUGACGUUAGGCAGUGUCGCUAGCUAGCUUAGCAAGCUGACGUCGUUGGAUCUUUUCCCCCUCAGUUUACUGCAUUAGCUAACGUUAUAUCUGUUAAAGUUGCUAACCAGUUGUAGCUGUCCUGUUUUACAUAUGUAGACAAACAGCCAGCCUGCAAGCUAGCUACAUGUCUAAAUGGAGUCAGACACGAGCGAUUCAGAGGAAUUCUAUGAUACAACUGAAGAUGUCAAUUUACUUCCUUCUCCAAAUACGUCGCCUGCAAAGGCUGUCCUUUCCACAACAAAGGAGAGUGAGGAGACUCUGACAGAGGCAGGCCCCUCGCUGGCCCUACAGGAGGCCCGCCAUGAUGACUCUCUCCAGAUCAUCGACAGCAUCAUUGAGGAGAGCCAGAGGGGGAGUGCGGCGGAGGAGUCAUCGCUGAAGCAGGACCGUCUGGAGCUUCAGAGCGAGACACCUGAGGUACCUGUGGUCCCGGAGGCACCGGCUGUGGAGGAGGGGGCUGCUGGUGAAAGCCCAAAGGAGCCGGCUGAGGUGUGCGAUGAACAGGAGGGCGCGGGGGCCAUGCCUAUUGCCGGGGCUCCAGAGGCCCCCUGCCCGGCAGCUGCGAGAGCCCCGGACAUCACCAGCAUCCUCGUCCAGAGUGAUCCUGUCCCACCCUGGCCCCAGGCGUCCUCGGAGGAGGGGCCGGAACAGAGAACAGCCGACAUUUUGGAGCAGGUCUCUCUCAAGGACUCUCCCACCCCCACGAAGCCUCAGCGACAGUUUACCGCAGAGCCAGACAUUGUAGCCAGCACCAAGAAGACCCCGCCCAUAUGCUCAACCCCGCCUAGAGGCACCCCGCCUCCCCGACCCCCUCCUCCGUCCCGACCUCCACCGCCAUCCCGGAAACAGACCCAGGAGGCGAUACGCCCAACAGGACUGGAAGUGUCCUCAAAGCCAGUGGAGCCUUGUGGCCUGAUGUCUCCCACCACAGCGGUAGAAAGCAUCACCAAGGAGCUGCAGCUUUCUCUGGACUUGGUCAGUGCCACCAGUGGGGGCAAACUGGUGACCACCCAGGAGAAUGAUAGACAAGGCCUCACUCCUACUAACAGCGAGACGGCCGGACCCCAGCGACCACGCUCCAACUCUGGCCGUGAGCUGACGGAUGAGGAGAUCCUGGCGAGUGUGAUGAUUAAGAACCUGGACACUGGGGAGGAAAUCCCGCUGAGCCUGGCGGAGGAGAAGCUGCCCACUGGAAUCAAUCCGCUCACACUCCACAUCAUGAGACGGACGAAAGAGUACAUCACGAACGAUGAAGCACAGUCAGACGAUGAAGACAAGUCCCAGGCCCAUUUAGCUGAGACAGAUGGAGGAAAGCUCAAACAGAGAACCACGCAGCUGAAGAAGUUUUUGGGCAAAUCUGUUAAGAGGGCCAAACACCUGGCAGAGGAGUACGGUGAGAAGGCGGUCAACAAGGUGAAGAGUGUCCGUGAUGAAGUGUUUCACACGGAUCAGGACGACCCCUCCUCCAGCGAUGAUGAGGGCAUGCCCUACACCAGACCCCUCAAAUUCAAAUCGGCCCACAGCUUCAAGGGACCUUUUGACUUCGACCAGAUCAAGAUUGUCCAGGACCUGAGCGGGGAGCACAUGGGCGCAGUGUGGACAAUGAAAUUCUCACACUGCGGAAGACUGCUGGCCAGUGCAGGACAAGACAACGUGGUGCGGAUCUGGGUCUUGAAGAACGCCUUCGACUUCUUUAACAACAUGCGGAUGAGGUACAACACAGAAGGUCGAGUUUCUCCCUCCCCUUCUCAGGAAAGCUUGUGCUCUUCAAAGUCAGACACGGAGUGGAUUAACAACACCCCAGAAGACCCUGACACGGAGGACAGGAACGUGCCGUUCCGACAGGUCCCCUUCUGCAAGUACAAAGGUCACACAGCUGACCUGCUGGACCUGUCCUGGUCAAAGAACUACUUUCUUCUGUCAUCAUCGAUGGACAAGACAGUCAGGCUGUGGCAUAUAUCCAGGAGGGAGUGUCUGUGCUGCUUCCAGCACAUAGACUUUGUCACGGCCAUUGCUUUCCAUCCCAGGGACGACAGGUAUUUCCUCAGUGGCUCUCUGGACGGAAAGCUGCGGCUCUGGAACAUUCCGGACAAGAAGGUGGCGCUGUGGAAUGAGGUGGACGGCCAGACACGGCUUAUCACCGCCGCCAACUUCUGCCAGAACGGGAAGUACGCCGUCAUCGGCACUUACGACGGGCGCUGCAUCUUCUACGAUACCGAGCACCUUAAAUACCACACCCAGAUCCAUGUGCGAUCCACCAGAGGCAGGAACCGAGUUGGCCGCAAGAUCACCGGGAUUGAGCCUCUUCCUGGAGAGAACAAGAUUUUGGUGACCUCAAAUGAUUCUAGGAUCCGCUUAUAUGACUUAAGGGAUCUUUCCUUGUCUAUGAAGUACAAAGGCUAUGUCAACAGCAGCAGCCAAAUCAAGGCUAGUUUCAGUCAUGAUUAUUCCUUCAUUGUGAGUGGCUCGGAGGACAAGUUUGUUUACAUCUGGAGUACCUACCACGACUUGAGCAAAUUUACCUCUGUCCGACGGGACCGCAAUGACUUCUGGGAAGGGAUUAAAGCCCACAACGCAGUUGUCACGUCGGCCAUCUUUGCCCCCAACCCCAGCGCGAUCGUCCCACCGGAGGCUGACGUGGAGAAGCUGGACGCAGAGUGCAAGAGCACAGGCUCCACGGACUCGGAAACCAUCCCCUCAGGUGCCCUGAAGACGGAUCACACAGAGGUUCUCAUCUCAGCAGACUUCACUGGUGCCAUCAAGGUCUUCAUCAAUGUGAAAAAGUACUGAGUUCGAACACCUAACCACCACUGCCCCCCUGACCCGCCCCACCAUCCACCCCAGCACUCAAGACAUCCUACAUUCCACACUGCAAAUCCUGUGCACAGUCCCUUCCCUGGAUGACUAAAACUCUGUAACUCAGCUGCUCAAGAGAUCCCUGAAGUGAAGGGAAAGGAUACGGUUUCCUACUCUUCCAGAGAACAGGGACUCUACAGUAGUGGAUUAUGGGAAAAUGAACAAGGAAUCCGUGUGUAGUGAAAAUAGAAUUGUGACUUGUCUGUCUGUCCUUAUGUUUUUGUUUUGGUUGGAGGACCAAGAGAAGAUAUACUGUAUGUGCUCAAUGCAAUUUCACGGGAAGCAGAAGACCUGAAAACUCUAUGGAAGAGUAUUCAUUUCCUGAGACAGAAAAAAGUUUAAAACACUGAUGCCUACAGGUACUGUCAGGUCAGGGGAGGGGCGUUUUUUUUAUUGCUGACGCACACACUCACAAUUUC